Molecule: messenger RNA, 3543 nt
Organism: Epithele typhae
Lineage: Eukaryota; Fungi; Basidiomycota; Agaricomycetes; Polyporales; Epitheliaceae
Product: Nrap protein
Exons: 12
Coding region: 1-3543 (1180 amino acids)
Biological process (GO): tRNA export from nucleus; rRNA processing
Cellular component (GO): small-subunit processome; UTP-C complex; CURI complex
Source: RefSeq, a predicted model, not a curated record
AUGGCCCACGAUCUAAAGCGCAAGCGUCCUCUGCACCCUCUUCUCCCUGCCAAACGUGUUCACCGCAGCCCACAAAAAGAGGACGUCUCUGAGCAUUCAGGCUCGGAACGCUCCGACUCACCCUCGCGCUCCUCGUCCCCCGAGCCGAAUCGUCCGCAAGACUCGUCCCAUUCCCACCAUGCCGUCCGCCCACCGACGGGAGAGGAGCUGAGGAAUAUCAAGGACGCCACAGAGCUCUACUGCUCCUCGUCGUUCAAACUCCAGAUCGACGCCCUCCUCCCAAGAGUCACCCCAAAGUACCAGUCCGCAUCUGCACUGGAAUCCUUUCUCCUCGCCCUCCACAAGCUCCUCGCUGCUAUCCCUUCCCACCCCCCUCAGCACCCCCUCCAUGCUGCUCGCUCCUUCGCCGACCGUGCCGUGGCCGUCCCGUACGUUCGCCCGGCGCCGUCAGAAGAUACGAACUGGAAGGUAGCAUUCGAGCCACCAGCCGAGAUCAUCCUCGCCGGAAGCUGGGCAACCAAGACAGCAGUCAAGGCCAUUGACUCCAUCCCUCACCAAGUCGAUGUCGCCGUCUCCAUGCCUUCCAGCUUGUUCCAAGAAAAGGACUACUUGAACGGCCGCGUGUUUCAGAAACGCGCGUUCUACCUGGCGGUCAUCGCGUCGGCCAUCGCAAAUGCCAAGGACCUCCCCUGCGACCAGUUCUACCACUCGCCAUCCGGCGAUCCCCGCUCCGGCAAGGAGUUCGACAAACUCAACGUGCAGAUCUGCAUCGAGCCGUUCCUCGCGGACUCUCCCAUCCCACUGCAGCGAUUAUCACCCGCGCGUUCCAACGUCCGCACCGGAUCUCACGACGAGUCGUCCAGCGAGGAGCCCACGCCGAUCUAUAACACCGCUUUCAUGCUCAUGACCACUCCCAAGGCCCAUCUUCUCUCCAUCCACUCCCUCAAACAAGACGUUCCCGGGUUUGGCGACGCGUUGACACUCCUUCGAAUAUGGGCGAACCAGCGCGGUUACGGGCCUGGCAAGAGGAUGUGCGUACGAGGAUUCGAGAAACGAGGGAUGUGGUGGGCGUCGCUGCUGGCGAUGCUCGUGCGUGGCGAAGAGCCGCGACCUGGGAUGGUGAAAGCCAGCUCGAAGCGAAAGCCUCUCGGGAAGGGUCUGAGCUCAUAUCAGCUGUUCAAGGCGUCGUUAGAUUUCCUUGCUAGGCAUAACUUCGCCAACGACCCCGUGUUUGUGAAGUCCAAGGAUGGCCAUCGGUUCCCUCCAGAUGCAUAUAGCAGCCAUGACGCGACCUUUGUCGACUCGACGUCUUCCGUUAACUUGUUGGCCGGGGUGCCGCUUUCUUCUCUGGACAUGCUGAAAAACGACGCCGAAACGACUCUCGCCGUCUUGAACCAAGUCAACGAUCCGUUUGAUGCCGUCUUCCUGAAAGACCACCGGGAUGCAUUCAGUAGAUUUGACAUCGUUCUCCAGCUGGACAUGUCAUCUGCGGAAAUGCGCCAACCCUCUGCACAUCUCGUUGCAGAUCACGGCUCGGUCUACAACGCGCUCAUGGCGUCUAUGAUGUCGACUCUCCGUCGUGCUCUGGGCGACCGAGCGAAGGCCGUUGCCGUCCUGCACCCGACGUCGGCGGAGCGACCGUUGACUCAGGCCCUGCCAGUCAGCCCGUCGGUCAUCCACGUCGGUCUCAUCCUCGACCCGGAACACGCCUUCCGCCUGGUGGACCACGGACCGUCGGCGGAGGAGCAGGAGACUGCGGUGGCGAAGGCGUUCCGGGAAUUGUGGGGAGAGAAGGCCGAGCUGCGGCGCUUCAAGGACGGCAGAAUCGUGGAAAGCGUCGUCUGGGAGGUCAAGAAUGCAGACGAGCGCGCGCACAUCCCCACCUUGAUCGCCGUUCAUAUCUUGAAGCGGCACUUUGGGAUCUCGUCCGAGUGCAUACGGACGUGGCAGGCCGAGUUCGACGGACUUGUGAAGGCACCCGAGUCUAUCAAGUCUUUGUACGAUGCUCGCGGCGGGGUGUCGACUGGGUUCAAAGCUGCGCUCGCCGCAUUCGACGGGCUGGUAAAGAGCAUCAAGGCACUCGACGAAGAGCUUCCGCUGUCAGUCCUGAACGCAAGCCCGAUCUGCGCGGCCCUUCGGCACACCGAGGUCUUCGUCCCUGUCGCCAUUCCGCUGAAGGCACGCGAAGGCCUCCCCCCGGCGGCGUCCUACCUGCCUACGAUGGACUUUGUGCUCGAGUUCGAAAAGUCCGGCCGGUGGCCUGACGAUCUGCAGGCGAUCCAGAAGAUCAAACUCGCCUUCUUCGAACGCCUCGCCGCCUCGCUUGCCGCCUCAGUGAAGGGCAUCCACGCGGCUGUCGCCGUGCAGGACUCACCAAAUGUGCGCCCAAUAGAAGACCAAGCCGCGCUCGACAUCAUCACCCCCGACGGAUGGGCGUUCCGCGCGCACAUCUGGCACGACCGCGAGGAGACGCUCCUCUCGCGCGUCAUCAACGACCAGCCGCACGUCCCAAAGGCGCUGCGCCGCCACACAGAGACCGCGCACGAAGUCCAGGCGGCCCUCGCCGCGCGCUCGACGUACCUCCGCCGGUUCGUGCACGCGCCGCGGCACCACCGCGCGGUCGCCGCGCUCGCGCACCAGCUCUCCGCGUUCUCGGGCACGGUGCGGCUGACGAAGCGCUGGUUCGCGGCGCACUGGCUGCUCCGCGCGCACGUCGCGGAGGAGGCGGUCGAGCUCCUCUGUGCGCACGUCUUCCUGCGCCACGGGAUGCCAGCGGGGGAGGGCGCGUCCGUGCCGGGUGUUCCGGCGUCGAAAGAGCGCGGGUUCGCAGCCGUGCUCGCGUUUCUCAAAGACUGGGACUGGACACAAGGACUCUCGGUCGCGCUGGACUACGGCGAGGGCGAAGCAGCGCCGGCGGGCGCGAAGGUCGCAGGGAAGCUCGCGGCGUGGGCGCUGUCGACGAGCUUUGACCCGGAUGGACACGCAUGGACGGCGCGCGGGCCGAGCGCGGUCGUCGCACGGCGGGUGACGGCGCUGGCGAGGGCGUCGUGGGACUCGUUGCGCGCGCUCGAGGCGGGAGAGGGCACGGUGAAGGACCUGUUCCGACACCCGACGGCGCACUAUGAUGCCGUGAUCGAGCUCGACCGCACCGUUGCGCCGCGGUACUACCAGAAUGUCGACGCGGACACGACCGUGUGGGCGCCGCGGGGGAAGUACGCAAAUGCCCCCUCCCGCAACGACGGGGGCGGGGGCGGGCCCAUGCCGGGCUUCGACCCAAUUGCGAUGUACUGCGAUGCGCUGACGCACGCGUACGACGCCGCCGCGUUGGUGUUCUACGACGCCGUUGGAGGGGACCGCGUUGGGAUCGUGUGGCAGCCGAAGCUCAAGGCGCCGUUGCCAUUCCGCGCCCUCGGGGGUUUCUCGGGAAAGCCCGUAGACAAGACGGAGGGGAAGACAAAAGAGAGCCAGAAGGCUCUGGUGGUGCUCAAUGAGCAGUCAUGCUUGAUUGAGAUGAGGAGGUUGGGGACAGGGCUGGUUGUGUAG